AAAAAUCAAAAUUCGUGAGGUGCGUGGUAAAGUGCAUUUUAGCCCACACUUGUAAGACUAAGACAACAAAUGUGUACCGUCCUCUUAAAAAUUUAUACAAUAUGGAAAUAUAUUUUUCUAUUUAAAAUAAUAUUUUUAUAAAAAGAAUAAUGGAUAUUAUUGCACCUAUUGUAUGUGUUCAAAUAAUUAAACGGUGUUCUAGAUUCUAGAAUAUAGAUAUUAAAUGUUUUUCUGCUGUCUGCAAUCAUCGUACAUGGAUUGCUCAUAGCAAAAUUAUCAAAUGCAUUUCUAAAAAUAGACAUGUGAGUUGGGAAUUAUAUAAUAAAAGUCAUACUAAUAUAACAGUCUAGUACAAAUUAUUUAUUAUUUGCCUAAAAUAUAUCAGUAAUAAUUAGAGCUUUUUGUUGCUUAUAGAUGGUUUUAAAAUUUCUUUAUUUUACGAAUACCUAAGUGUUUCAUACCCAUUUGUUUUACUAUUUGUCGUUGGUUUUUUCGAACUAUUCCGGGCGGACGAGUCAAUUUUAAGAAAAAACUAUUCGAUGUAUAUGAACGACCAUAUCAUUGCCAAAAUCUGUGAUUUCGUUUCAAAACAAAAAAUAUGGAUAAAAAUCGUCCAAUAUAAUACAACCAUUACAACUGGUGCAUAUAAUUUGGAGCCCUAGUAAUAUCUAACCAUAAUUAUUAUGUUCGGACGUUGUACAAAUUCAAAGAAAAGUGAAUUUUUACACAUCACAAAAUGGUACACAAGGUUUUAGUAGAGAAUAUACCUAGGUGUUAUAAUUUUUUACGAAUUUAAAAAUGAAGAAUUUUUUAAUAAUCAAAAGAUGUAUUAUCUUGUUUAUUUAUGUGGGACCCCCAUUUCACCGAAUAUACCUAAAUUGGCCCCCGCUUAAAAGCUUUAUUUGAAGAUGGAGAUGUACCCGGCGAACGUAUGUUUAGUUUUCAGUCCAAACAAAAUAAAACUCCAUCAUGUAUAAAAAAAAACAUAACUUCACAAGAUAGCAAAAAUCUCCAAUAUCAUAAAAAAGAUGAUCGAAGAAUGGUUAAAAUUCCUAUUGAAGGUUUCUCUGAUGAUGAAAGUGAAGUUAAAUCAAAAAAUCCUUAUAAAAAAACAACUAGAUCAUCAGUUUUAUCCAAAGUUAAAAAUGAAGUAUCAGACAAUGACUCUCCAAAAGUAACUGAUAGCAAAUUUGGUUAUGAAACACCUAAAAAAUUAAAAAAAUUACAUUCUAUGAAUAGUUUUGAACACAUAUCAACAAAAACACCAAGAACUGUUCGGAAACAGAUUGCAAAAGGAAUAGCGCAUCAAAAAUUUGAACAACUUAAUGAAUUUAACGAUUCAGAUUACAGUGACAGUGAUGAAAGUGACAGUGAUUCUAGUAUUCAUACUAAUCUUAAAACUAUUCAGCCAGAGGUUUCAUUAAGAAGAUCUACUAGAAAGAAAGAAGUUCCUUUUAUAUAUAAAUCAGAUGAAUAUUUUCUAUCCAAAUCUGCUAAAUCUGUGAAAAAGUCUAAGACAUCAGACAAUACAUUGAAACUAUUGAAAAACCCCGUUUUAGACAAAGAACAGGUCGAUGAACUAUCAGGAAAUUCUUAUACUAAACAUGAUAAAAAGUUAAAGUCAAUGUACACAGAUAUUGUGUCAAAUUUUCCAUAUUGGAUGUCUUUGCUAAAGGAAGGAUUUAAUUUACUUCUUUACGGACUUGGUUCAAAAAGACAAAUUAUUAAUGAUUUUCGAAUGUCUGUAUUAGCGGAAGAAUCUGUAUUGGUGAUUAAUGGAUUUUUUCCAGGACUGACAAUGAAAGAAAUACUUGAAUCUAUAACAAUUGAUUUAUUAGAUCUUGAGAGUUGUCCAGGAAGUUCUGAACUCGCGAUCCAGCAAAUUGAAGAAAAACUAAAAUUAAAGACUUCUGAACAUAUUUAUAUUCUUAUUAACAAUUUGGAUGGUGUUGAAUUGCAAAACUACAAAGCACAGCAUGUAAUUUCGAGGAUUUGUUCAUUAAAAAAAGUACACUUAAUAGCAUCUAUGGAUAGAGUAAAUUCUGCUUUAAUGUUUGAUAAUACAAAACUUGGGGAUUACAAUUUUAUUUGGAUGGACUGUACCAAUUUUUUACCAUAUACGGUUGAAACUAAUUUUAUACAAUCCUUAAUGGUAAAAAACAUUGGAACACAACAUUCAUUAUCAGGAUUGAAUAAUGUUUUCAAAUCACUUCCAUCCAAUGCUAAAAGUAUCUUAUUAUUACUGAUUAAAAAUCGAAUAGAAAAUAAAAAUGAUAAAAAAUAUGGAGGAGUUCCAUUCUCAACCUUAUAUCAUUGGUGCCGUCAACGGUUUCUAGCUAGUACAGAUCUAGCUUUGAGAAGUCAGUUAACUGAAUUUGUUGAUCAUGAAUUGGUAAAAUGGAAACGUGAUGCUGAUGUGCUCUAUGUUCCUGUAGAUGUGGAUAUACUUGCUCAGUUUUAUAAGCAAAAUGAAGAAGACGAUGAAUAAAUUCUAUGUUUGGUAUAUUUUGUUUUAAAAUUCCAAAUAGAAUAAUUUUUUUUAAUAUUUAAAAUAAUAUAAUAUACAACAUACAAUAAAAAUGUAUUUUUAUUUAUUUA
Acyrthosiphon pisum (pea aphid) is the source of this 2598-nucleotide messenger RNA. It is a transcript of the gene Orc2, whose product is annotated as origin recognition complex subunit 2. The transcript is spliced from 11 exons. Gene Ontology annotation, molecular function: DNA replication origin binding. The record is from RefSeq and is a predicted model, not a curated record. Gene Ontology annotation, biological process: DNA replication. The coding region runs from base 932 to 2488 and encodes 518 amino acids. Lineage: Eukaryota; Metazoa; Arthropoda; Insecta; Hemiptera; Aphididae. Gene Ontology annotation, cellular component: nuclear origin of replication recognition complex; nucleus.